AUGACCUAUGCCAGCGAACUCUACGCUAUUAAAAAGGUUGCCCUAGAUAAGACAGAUUCCGAAACCAUGGCUGGCUAUAUGAAUGAAAUCGCAUUGCUCAAGCGUUUGGAAGGAAACUCCAGGAUUAUCCGUCUAGUUGACAGCGAGGUUAAAGCUGGGCCCGGAGGAAGCAAAGGCCAUCUAUUACUCGUCAUGGAAUGCGGGGAGAUUGACUUAGCUCGAUUGAUCAGCGAGCGGAGUCAAGAAGGUUUAGAUAUGGUUUGGAUUGCCUACUAUUGGCAGCAGAUGCUUCAGGCGGUACAGGUUAUCCACGAUGAAAAGAUUGUCCAUUCUGAUCUUAAACCGGGCAAUUUCGUGUUAGUCAAGGGACAGUUAAAGUUGAUUGACUUUGGAAUCGCGAAUGCUAUUGCCAAUGAUACUACAAACAUUCAAAGAGAUCACCAGAUUGGUACAUUGAAUUAUAUGUCUCCGGAAGCCAUCGAGCUUCCCGAUGGAAUGCGCCGACUCAAGGUUGGACGAUCCAGCGACGUGUGGUCUCUGGGAUGUAUCCUAUACCAAAUGAUCUAUGGGUCCACGCCAUUCUCCCAACUGACAAUCUAUCAGAAGAUGAAGGCAAUUCCGAAUGCCAACUUUGAAAUCCCCUACCCCGAAUACUCUGUUCCUGUCAUCCCUACCUCAAAGUCUUCCCAAGGGGAGCCCAAGCGGUUAGAACAUCUUCGACGGAUGGUGCGAUCAGAUGUGAUUGCGAACAUUAGAAGCUGUCUCGAUCGAAAUCCCAAGGACAGAAUGACUAUUCCUGAACUUCUUCAAGAGGAUUGGCUUGCCAUGAAAGAACCGCCAACACCGGAACCUACACCUACGAUCAAGGAUCUGCUGAAGCCUGACGAAGCUGUUAUCAAUCCGUUCUAUAUGGGUCAGUUGCUCCGAUAUGGCAUUCAACUGGGCUUGGCGGGCCAAUCCCUCGAAGAUCCUCAAGAUAUGGCGAAAGCAGCUGAGCGCCUUAUUAGCGAACUUCGUGCGGUGCAAGAUAAAUGA
Messenger RNA from Lentinula edodes (shiitake mushroom), 1035 nucleotides. Its product is annotated as kinase-like domain-containing protein. Gene Ontology annotation, cellular component: spindle; kinetochore; nucleus. Gene Ontology annotation, biological process: meiotic spindle assembly checkpoint signaling; mitotic spindle assembly checkpoint signaling; protein localization to kinetochore. The transcript is spliced from 5 exons. The coding region runs from base 1 to 1035 and encodes 344 amino acids. Lineage: Eukaryota; Fungi; Basidiomycota; Agaricomycetes; Agaricales; Omphalotaceae. The record is from RefSeq and is a predicted model, not a curated record. Gene Ontology annotation, molecular function: protein serine/threonine kinase activity; ATP binding; protein serine/threonine/tyrosine kinase activity.